AGGCUAUAUAAAUGAUCUCAGCGAGAGGCACCAGCGCCAUUCUUCUGCUCUCACUGCUGCUAAGGAAGGUCCCAGAGCGCAGGCAGUCAUGCCUGCUGCCAGCUCUACGGAAUGAGGAACCAUGGCCUGGGCUGCAGUCUCCAAGUGCAUUCGAACUUUGACACCUUUUUUUUUUUUGGUCCCGCUGUGCUGUUCAUGCGCAUCUCUCACGUCCCUCCACUACACCCUGGGCACUUUGCCCUGGCACUUUAACAGCAGAUCAGAACACCCGGGGCCUGCUCAUCUGGAUCCACACACUGUCCCUUUGUUUCGAGGCAGAUUUCAUGAUGUAACCCUAAACAAGGCUGAGCCGGGAAUCGACGGUGCUUCUCUUUGCUACAGCUUCACUGUCGGCAGGUCAGAGUCUGGACAAUGGAGUUCCGAAGUCAUAGGCCAACUGAACAGAAAGACUAUUCUUCUCUAUAGCAAUAACAAGUGCCAUGUCUUUGGUGUUUGGGGGAACAGACCGAAUCUCAGAAAUAUCUGUGAAACACAGGUUGAGGCUCUGAGAGAUGCAGUUGACUUGAUCAGAGAGCUGAACCUUCACAUUGGGCAGGAAACUAAUACAAUCAGAAAGCCCCUCACUCUGCAGGCCAACAUGUGCUGCCAGGGUAGAAAAGACGGAUAUCUCCAUGGAUCCUGGGACAUUGGAAUCAAUAAAAGCAAUGUGUUGCAUGGUGUCUCUGGUAAGGGGACUGAAGUCAAUUCUGGAGCCAGCUGGAUAAAAAGGCUAUUGGAGAAAAACAGGCAUGUAAUUCACUUAUUUAACAAGAUGUCACGAGGGGACUGCAGGACCUGGCUGGACGAGUUCAAGGUGCACGGGGAAGAAAAUUGGGAGCACACAGCCUCGCCACCCACUACUGCAGAUGUGGACCAGCCUUUGUCCAUGGCAUUCAUGACCAACCCUUCUGUCCUGUUGAUAAUCCUCAUCUGCUUCCUCCUGCAUGUUUUCUGAGGAGAAUCCUCUACAAUGACAGGUUGAAGAUGCUCACGGGAAAGCCAUGAAAAUUCAACUGCUGCAGCCUCUCUCCCUAUUCGUCAGCCUCAACCAGACAAAUCGUCAUGCUGUUGAUAUAGCAUUUCAUGUUCUUUCCACUCUGUGCUAGUCACUUUGGGUCCUUUCUUAUCACAUGGUACUUUUUAUCUUAGUGCUUCCUGGUGGGAGUUUUCUCUUAACAUAGAACUAUAUGAACUGGAGAUCUGAAAAAACAAAACAAACAAACAAACAAAAAAAAAAAAAAAAAAAAAAAAAAAAAACACCAACAACAGGUACCCAAGCACAGGAAACAGGAUAUCCAGAUCUUGUAGGCAUAACUUUAUUGUGUGUUUCAAAUGCUGAUUUCUGUAUACCCUCUCCUCCAUGUCUGGUUGUAAUUCUUGUUCUGAGAUUCUCCUGUCUGAAUGCAGUAUAAAGACUGCUCCCAAUUGUAUCCUAAUAUGUCAAUAAAGCAGCUUACAGCCAAUAGCUGAGCAGUGGGGAGAAUAGGGCUGAACUUUCUGUCAGCCAGGGGAGGAGGAUUCAGAGGAGGAAGUAGGGGACUGAACAGUGGAAGAAGCCCAGGAGACAUCAAGAUAGAGAACUGGGAUAUAAAAAGCUACAAAGUACAAAUAUCUCUGGGAUGUAUGCUGGGAGGAAGCCAAAUUAGCUUAGAGGGUGAAGAAUAAAUUAACUGCUCAGCUCUUGUGCUGUGAAGCUUGUUAAAAUAGUAUAA
Messenger RNA from Meriones unguiculatus (Mongolian gerbil), 1751 nucleotides. Its product is annotated as UL16-binding protein 1-like. Bases 122 to 994 code for a protein of 290 amino acids. Gene Ontology annotation, biological process: positive regulation of T cell mediated cytotoxicity; antigen processing and presentation of endogenous peptide antigen via MHC class I via ER pathway, TAP-independent; antigen processing and presentation of endogenous peptide antigen via MHC class Ib. The record is from RefSeq and is a predicted model, not a curated record. Lineage: Eukaryota; Metazoa; Chordata; Mammalia; Rodentia; Muridae. Gene Ontology annotation, cellular component: external side of plasma membrane. The transcript is spliced from 7 exons.